AUGGCUAUGCACCGAAAGCAAGAUCGAGCGAGGCGGAAGCAAAAAUCAUCAACAGCGUUAAGAUCAAGCCGUCUAUCCUUGGAGCACAUGUUUCCAGAGGAAGGCCUAAAGACAGGACCUCAUUCGUUCGGUUCAUCUACACUGUACGAGAAUGUCUCCGACAUGGAGAGUGCUGCGGAACUAAAGAAGAUGUCUUGUUCAGCUAUAAUGGUUUCAAAUCCGAAAACAUCUCGAGUCAGUAGUCCGACCCGAAACUUGAGUGUUACCGUCGAUCAUCCUUCUACCAAUGUUAUUCAUACAAAAAAAUCGAUCGACAUGAGGCCUUUGUCCGUUCCACCAAAAGUGAAAAGAAGUAGUGGAGCUAUGUCACGCUGUUAUUUGGCGCUCGGAAUUGCGACAUUAGUUGUAUGUGGCAUAGCAUUUACAAUAUGGCUUACGUACGAAUCGCUCGAGAAAUUUGUUUCUUCCCUACUGAAUUAA
Brugia malayi is the source of this 480-nucleotide messenger RNA. RefSeq lists its product as uncharacterized. NCBI's taxonomy places the organism in Eukaryota, Metazoa, Nematoda, Chromadorea, Rhabditida, Onchocercidae. The coding region runs from base 1 to 480 and encodes 159 amino acids. The transcript has 3 exons. The record is from RefSeq and is a predicted model, not a curated record.